Neodiprion fabricii is the source of this 1932-nucleotide messenger RNA. Its product is annotated as male-specific lethal 1 homolog. The record is from RefSeq and is a predicted model, not a curated record. Bases 204 to 1730 code for a protein of 508 amino acids. Gene Ontology annotation, cellular component: MSL complex. Lineage: Eukaryota; Metazoa; Arthropoda; Insecta; Hymenoptera; Diprionidae. The transcript is spliced from 4 exons.
CCGUCGGCAGAGUUUUGUCAGUAAACAUCUCGAGCCAGGGUUAAAAUUGAGGGUGAUAUCGUGAGAGUUUGUCAAUUUUGUAGAGUGAAAAGAUCAUCGGAGUCUACGUAAGAUUGUUUAAUGAGUGUGGUUGGGCGCGUGGUACGCUCACUGCGGCCACAAAUGAUCAGGAAAGUUCUUAACGAGGUUGUCACGGAGGGAAAAUGUCAAACACCUCGCCAGUAAUAAAUGGUGAAAACACUGGGAGCGUGGAUUUUCGGGAACUGCUUACGGCACCUGGAACUACGGCUAGUGGAGUUAACGCGGCCGCGGCUCGUGCGGCAUACAACAUGGUUGCAGCAAUGAGCGAACAUUUAUCAACUAACGUGAGGCAAAACGAGUUCCAAACCGCUGCCGAGGAUAGCAAGGCGGGCAUAUUAAGCUUCCCCUGCGACUUCGACCACAUGUACGCGAGUAUGACAGACGGCGGUGCCCCGGCGACAUCGGCACUCGGUGUCAGCCCCCUCCGCGGCAACGAGGCUCGUCACCAUGACCUCACCGAGGUCAAGCACCUCAAAGAACUACUACUUUUACAUCUGGACCUGAUACAACAACAAUCCGAGCAAAUCGUUACCAAGGAUAAACUAUUAGCGGCUCUCAGGCAGGAGAAUGAAACGCUGAAGUUGCGUUUGGAACGGAUGGAUAGACGAGUCAAUCUACAAAAACUACGAUCAGAUGUAACUGAAAAUUCUGUAUUACCUGAUCACGCCGGGGCUUGUUCUCCUACCAGUCUGAAUUCACCAAAUACGGCAUCCACUAGUGAUCAUCAGAGGAAUACUGAGUCCGAGAAUAGCAGUCCUCCAUACAACGAGAGUUUUAAAAUACGUUUGAAUACAAGCGGAGGUAUAACUACAGUUAAACAAGAGCCGAGUGAAAAUCAUGUCAAGAAUGAAUCCAAGCAUGAAACUUUUCGACAAGAAUCGAGUAGCGACUCUCGACAUGAUUGGGAAAUUAAGAAGAAAAGGAAGUCCGAAUCUAGUACAACAUCAAUUGGAAAACGCAAGAGAGGUGUAUCCUGCUCGUCGACAGUCAGUAAUGACACAACUUCCACGAUACCAGACAACAAGAGCGUGACUCACGAGAAUGUUAAGAAGACGGAUAAAAAGGGAAAAUCCAUUACUAAAAAGGAAUCCUUUCUAACAACGGAAGAACAUUAUUUUACAUCCAUAGGUGAGCCCAACUACACGUUAAGUCUGUCGGAACCUGUGCCUUCAGAUAAUAGUGCUUCUCUGGAGGUCCCAAACUGGAGGGUUAAAGUUUACACCAGCUGUUACACAAUGGAGGGAACAGAAAACUUAGAUGAUGAAAUAUUUAACAAAAGACAUCUCAAGUUGGAAAAUGAUGAAAGGCGUCGAAAGAGAUGGGACUUUCAACGGAUAAGGGAACAACGGCAUAUCGAGAAGCUAAAACAAAGACAAGAACGUCAAAAUCAUCAGGCAACAUGUUAUAAUACGAACCACACCGGACCAUGCCCAACGCAACCGGCAGAAGAGGCAGUAAGCACAUUGUGGCCAGAACCAGAGCAAAUUCAGGGACUUCAAGUUGACUCACGACUGCCAGUUACUGCGUUUGGUGUGCCCAUUCCCACCUUUACCCCAACUGAAUUCUCUUUACCAUGGCUACAUACAGCGAGGUCGAAGAAUCGACGCACCAAACGAUCUACGGGUAGAAGAAAAUCUUCUAGAAGAUAAGCUGGCACAGCGACAAGCUAAACUUGUUUUUAAUCUAAUUACUAUUUUAAAACAUAGCUGUAGCGACGUCUUCUUAAUGAUUUGUUUUUAACUCUGAAGUGCGUUAUUCCUGCAGUGUUAAAUAGGGCACCAAAGAUGUUUUUACUCUUUAUUUUUAAUGAACGCAAUGUACUAAAUCGAUAAACUACUGUUAUCGAUUCAA